CAGCACACUCUGUGCUUUGACAUUCUUUCCCUCUCUCUCAGGUCUCAGCUGAGCUCUCUUCUCUUUCACUCAUUCUCUUGUGACAUUAUGCUUAGUUCUUCUUGCUCUGAUGCCCUGAAAGUUGGAGGUGAGGGGAUGAUGAGGAGGAAUUCGACUCUAGUUUGUGUUCCGAUAAUGGCCGAGUCAGUGGGUGAGAUGGUGACUGAUAUGGGCAAGGCAAAGGGCCUUGGUGCUGACGUUGUGGAGAUAAGAUUAGAUUAUUUGAAAACAUUCAAUCACAAUGAAGAUCUCAAGCGUCUAGUUAAAGAGUGCCCUUUGCCCACACUUUUCAGUUAUAGGCCCAAAUGGGAAGGUGGUCAGUACGAUGGGGAUGAACAAAAUCGACUCGAUGCACUUCGAUUAGCAAUGGAUCUCGGAGCUGAUUACGUUGACGUUGAGCUUCAGGUUGCUCGUGAAUUUAUUAGCUCUAUAGAAGGAAAGAAGCCUGAAAGGUUAAAAGUGAUUGUUUCUUCUUACAACUUUGAAGAGACCCCAUCUGUGGAGUCUAUUGGCAAUCUUGUAGCAGCAAUGCAAGCCACUGGAGCUGACAUAGUGAAGAUUGCAACCACUUGCUUGGAUAUAACUGAUGUGGCACGCACUUUUCAAAUCGCCGUUCAUUCUCAAGUACCGUCAGGAUGUGAAGAAUUGGCCCAUGUCGGAAAGGUUCCAUUGAUAGGACUUGGACUGGGUGAAAGGGGUUUGAUUUCACGGAUACUUUCUGCAAAAUUUGGCGGUUAUCUUACUUAUGGAAUGCUUGAGCCAGGGACAGUUUCAGCUCCUAGUCAACCUACAAUCAAGGAUCUAAUACAUCUAUACAAUUUCAGACAGAUUGGGCCGUACACAAAAGUGUUUGGCGUAAUUAGCAAGCCUGUCAGCCACAGCAAAUCACCAAAAUUGUACAAUGAAGUGUUCAAGUCAGUAGGUUUCGAUGGAGUUUAUGCACAUUUGUUGGUAGAUGACAUUCAGAAAUUUUUCCAGACAUACUCAUCCAUGGAUUUUGCUGGAUUCAGCGUAGGCAUCCCUCACAAGGAAGCUGCACUUAUGUGCUGUGAUGAGGUUGAUCCAGUUGCCAAGUCAAUAGGGGCUAUAAAUUGCAUUAUAAGGAGACCGGCUGACGGGAAGUUAUUCGGAUUCAAUACCGACUACGUUGGUGCUAUUUCUGCCAUUGAGGAAGGACUGAAAGGUUCCCAUAAUAAUAGUGGCAAGAACACAACAAGUGGUUCAGCUUUAGCUGGUAGGCUGUUUGUUGUGAUUGGGGCAGGUGGUGCUAGCAAGGCACUUGCUUAUGGUGCAAAGCAGAGGGGAGCAAGGCUUGUAAUCGCCAAUCGCACCUAUGAUCGAGCUAGAGAACUUGCAGACAUAGUGGGUGGAGAUGCUUUGUCUCUUGAUGAUCUACCUAACAUCCGCCCAGAGGAUGGUAUGAUUCUUGCAAACACAACAUCAAUUGGAAUGCAGCCUAAAGUUGAUGACACGCCCAUUUCCAAGCAUGCUCUGAGAUCAUAUUCAUUGGUUUUUGAUGCCAUUUACACCCCCAGAGUGACCAGACUCUUGAGGGAAGCAGCAGAGUGUGGUGUCACAGUUGUUAGUGGGUUGGAGAUGUUCAUUGGACAGGCAUAUGAACAAUUUGAAAAGUUCACUGGAUUGCCAGCUCCAAAGGAACUGUUUAGAAAAGUUAUGGAAAAUCAUUCUUGAGUAUGCGUACUUAGGGUUGAUGCCUUGUGUUUCAAGUCAUGCAGCAGAGAAGAAAAGUAAUUUCAUCUCCUCACCUCCAUGAUAUGAGUGCUGGUAAUAAGGUUUCAUGCAACAAGGCACCGUUGCUUUCUUAUACCAAUCAUCUCUAUCAAAGAUAUCAGAAACGGCACCGUAUUAGGUCUUUCAUGGAGCUUAUUAUAGUCUAAAAUAGUAAGUAAAUUCUGUGUACCAAUUACCAUACACCCGUGCUUCUUCUGUUGAUUAGCAGUGGGUGGAUUUGUACGAGAAUAUGCAGUGAAAUUAAAGAAGAAAGUAGGGAUAGCCCUACCGUUUCUAUUUCCUAGA
Prunus persica (peach) is the source of this 2076-nucleotide messenger RNA. RefSeq names its product bifunctional 3-dehydroquinate dehydratase/shikimate dehydrogenase, chloroplastic. Gene Ontology annotation, biological process: shikimate metabolic process; chorismate biosynthetic process. Gene Ontology annotation, molecular function: shikimate 3-dehydrogenase (NADP+) activity; 3-dehydroquinate dehydratase activity. The coding region runs from base 88 to 1731 and encodes 547 amino acids. The transcript is spliced from 13 exons. The record is from RefSeq and is a predicted model, not a curated record. Lineage: Eukaryota; Viridiplantae; Streptophyta; Magnoliopsida; Rosales; Rosaceae.